AGCGACUUAGAUCUGAAGAAAUUUUAUUUCACUUUGUGAAAGAUAUACAAAAUUUAAGUAAUUAAAUCUUUGUUAUUUCGUGCUCUCUUUGCGGACGGUUAUUUAUGUCAGCUGAAAAUAAUCCAUAAUUAUUCAUUAACUCUCAGAAAAAAUAGAUUUUUGCAUCAAGAGAAGAGGAGCGUCUGUAUCUGGUAUCUCGUUGUUUGAUUACAAAGACUGAAGGCAAAAUAUGGGUACUCUAUCAGAUUUUGGACAAAUUGCAUUAAAGUGGGAUCCAAAAAAUUUGGAAAUUCGAACAAUGUCUGUCGAAAAGACAUUAGAACCACUAGUUUUGCAAGUUACAACGUUGGUUAAUACAAAAGGUCCAAGCAAAAAAAAGAAAGGUAAAUCCAAACGAGCAAGUGCUCUUGUUGCAGCAGUUGAAAAGGCUACUGAAAAUUUUAUCCAAAAAGGCGAACAAAUUGCAUAUGAAAAUCCAGAUAUUACGCAAGAAAUGCUCUCGGCUGUUGAUGAAGUUCGUAAAUCUGGUGAUGCAAUGAGCAUUGCAGCAAGAGAAUUUUCCGAAGAUCCCUGUAGUUCCCUUAAACGUGGCAACAUGGUGAGAGCCGCUCGCAAUCUUCUUUCUGCAGUAACACGAUUGCUUAUACUUGCCGACAUGGUCGAUGUACAUCUUCUGUUAAAAUCUCUGCACGUUGUUGAAGAUGAUUUGAAUCGCUUAAAGAACGCAUCCAGUCAAGAUGAACUUAUGAACAACAUGAGGCAAUUCGGUAGAAAUGCAAACGAAUUAAUAAAACAGGCAGCUAAACGACAACAAGAACUGAAGGACCCACAGCUUCGCGAUGAUUUAGCUGCAGCGCGUGCAAUGCUGAAGAAACAUUCGACAAUGUUGUUGACAGCUUCAAAGGUUUAUGUUCGUCACCCAGAACUAGACUUGGCUAAAGUAAAUAGAGACUUUAUUUUAAAGCAAGUUUGUGAUGCCGUUAACACUAUUAGUGACGUUGCACAAGGGAAGUCUUGUCAACCUACUGAUAUUUAUAGCGGUGCAGGAGAAUUAGCUGCAGCUCUUGACGAUUUUGACGAAGGUGUAAUUAUGGAUCCGUUGACCUAUAGCGAAAAGCGAUCAAGACAAUUACUUGAGGAACGAUUGGAAAGUAUAAUUAGCGCUGCAGCCCUGAUGGCUGAUGCAGAUUGUACACGUGAUGAAAGACGAGAACGUAUUGUUGCUGAAUGCAAUGCUGUAAGGCAAGCAUUGCAGGAUUUAUUGACAGAAUAUAUGUCAAACGUCGGCCAAAAGGAUAAUUCUCCCGGACUGGAUCGAGCUAUUGAUCAGAUGUGCAAAAAAACUAGGGACUUGCGACGACAGUUGCGUAAAGCCGUGGUAGACCACGUUUCUGAUUCAUUUUUGGAAACGACUACCCCUUUAAUUGAUUUGAUCGAAGCAGCAAAAACAGGAAACGAGAAACUUGUUCGAGAAAAAUCUGAAAUUUUUACAAAGCACGCUGAAAAACUUGUCGAAGUUGCUAAUCUUGUUUGCAGUAUGUCAAGCAACGAAGAUGGGGUUAAAAUGGUGCGAUAUGCAGCGGCUCAAAUUGAAAGUUUGUGCCCGCAAGUUAUAAAUGCCGCAUCGAUUUUAACUGUUAGACCUAAUUCGAAAGUUGCACAUGAAAAUAUGACUGCCUAUCGUCAAGCAUGGGAAGUUCAAGUGAGGAUUUUAACAGAAGCUGUAGAUGACAUAACCACAAUAGAUGAUUUCUUAGCCGUGUCUGAAAAUCAUAUUCUCGAAGAUGUGAACAAAUGUGUAAUGGCUUUGCAAAUGGGUGACGCGGAAAUUUUACGUGUUACAUCUGGAGCUAUUCAAGGAAGAUCUGCUAGAGUCUGCAAUGUUGUCGAAGCUGAAAUGGAUAAUUAUGAACCAUGUAUUUACACUAAGCGAGUUCUUGAAGCUGUAAAAGUUUUACGUGAUCAAGUUAUGCCCAAGUUUGACCAGAGGGUUGAUACCGCAGUUGAUGCUCUAUUAUCGAAGUCAAAUAAGGAAGUUGACGAAAAUGAAUUCAUAGAUGCAUCUCGUUUAGUAUAUGACGGUGUACGUGAAAUACGUCGUGCCGUGUUAAUGAAUAGAAGCUCUGAAGAUUUGGAUACGGAUACUGAAUUUGAGCCAGUUGAAGACAUGACUCUGGAAACACGUAGUCGCUCUAGCGCACACACCGCUGACCAAACAGUCGAUGAGUAUCCUGAUAUAAGCGGAAUUUGCACUGCAAGGGAAGCUAUGCGGAAAAUGACAGAAGAAGAUAAACAAAAAAUUGCCCAACAAGUGGAACUAUUCCGACGGGAAAAAUUAACUUUUGAUUCUGAAGUAGCUAAAUGGGAUGAUACCGGAAAUGAUAUUAUAUUUUUAGCAAAGCAUAUGUGUAUGAUUAUGAUGGAAAUGACAGAUUUUACAAGGGGUCGUGGGCCAUUAAAAACUACAAUGGAUGUUAUAAAUGCUGCAAAAAAAAUUUCUGAGGCUGGCACUAAACUUGACAAAUUAACACGUGAAAUAGCAGAGCAAUGCCCAGAGAGUUCGACCAAAAAAGAUUUGUUGGCUUAUUUGCAACGCAUAGCUCUCUACUGUCAUCAAAUUCAAAUAACAUCUAAAGUAAAAGCUGACGUGCAAAACAUAAGUGGUGAAUUAAUUGUUUCGGGGUUGGACAGUGCAACGUCUUUAAUCCAAGCUGCUAAAAAUCUAAUGAAUGCCGUUGUGUUAACGGUUAAAUACUCUUACGUUGCAUCUACAAAAUAUACCAGACAAGGAACAGUUACGUCGCCCAUCGUUGUUUGGAAAAUGAAGGCGCCAGAAAAAAAACCUUUAGUGAGACCCGAGAAGCCAGAAGAAGUGCGUGCAAAAGUUCGCAAGGGAUCGCAAAAAAAAAUCCAGAAUCCAAUUCAUGCACUGUCGGAAUUUCAAAGUCCAGCUGAUGCCGUUUAACUUUAGAAUAAAAAAAUCUCUGUUAUGCACGUAUUAAUUGAAUUUUCAGAAGGAAAUGGGUUCAUAGUGUUGUGAACAUGAAUAAUGUAAACUAACGGCAUAACAAUUACAUUAAUGUAUCAACUGUGGAAUUACGUAUUUCAUUUAUUAUAUAUUAAUCAACACAUAUAUCCAGCUAUAUUAUCUCACCUUAAUACAAUUAAAUAUUUACAUGCAACACAAGAACGUUUCUCACAAUCAAUAAGAGAAAGCCCUAUUUUAAGAAUUGCUAUUAAUUCUUUUACAAAACCGCUUAUAUUUUCAAUUUAUUUCACAGCGAUGGUAUGCAGUAUUAACUAUUCAAUUGCAAAAUAAAGAAUAUAAUCAAUACAAA
Messenger RNA from Musca domestica (house fly), 3338 nucleotides. RefSeq names its product catenin alpha (gene alpha-Cat). Gene Ontology annotation, cellular component: adherens junction; catenin complex; actin cytoskeleton. Bases 230 to 2965 code for a protein of 911 amino acids. Gene Ontology annotation, biological process: cell migration; cell-cell adhesion. Gene Ontology annotation, molecular function: actin filament binding; structural molecule activity; cadherin binding. NCBI's taxonomy places the organism in Eukaryota, Metazoa, Arthropoda, Insecta, Diptera, Muscidae. The transcript has 12 exons. The record is from RefSeq and is a predicted model, not a curated record.